CCGGCUGCGAUUACAGUGGCGGCGGCAGGACUGAUCGCGAGCGUCGAGAAGCAAGCUAGUUGACGCGGCCCCCGCACCGCCUAGCGCGCUCACUAUGCAGAUGCAUUUCAUCUUUUCGAAUGAGGUGGUGCUUCUGUUUGAUUUCUGGAGUGUCCACAGUCCUACAGGCAUGGCCCUUUCAGUGGUGGUGAUCCUGCUCCUGGCUGUGUUGUAUGAAAGCAUCAAGGUUGGUAAAGUCAAGCUGUUCCACCAUGCUCUGGAGAGCCUGCCAGCCCGCAUCAACAAGCAGCUCAUCGAGGAGACAGACCAGGAAUCAGCAGACUCAGAUUUGCCCCCAGUCUGCAGAACUCGCCUCAGGUGGUUUUUGUGUCACUUUGGCCAGUCUCUAAUCCACGUCGCUCAGGUGAUCAUCGGCUACUUCAUGAUGCUGGCUGUAAUGUCCUAUAACACCUGGAUUUUCCUCGGCGUGGUCCUGGGCUCAGCUGUGGGCUACUACUUAGCCUACCCACUUCUCAACAUGGUUUAGCUGGCCGGAGAUGUGCAGGCAUUGAGGGCUGGAGGGAGCUGGGGCUCCUUUUCCCCCACACAUUGUACUCCCAGCCCUUUGCUUUUUCUUCUAGUGGCUGUUCCUCAUCUUGCUCCCCAGCUCUGGAAGCUUUCAGCUGAAGUCAGCUCUUGCUCCCUGGAGUUCAGAGGCCAUUGCAGCUACCUCCCUCCUCAGCCAGCCUGCACAGGGCCCAGGCCUAGUCUUUUUGUGCCUUAAGAAGGUUGUUGUGACCAAAGGGAGAAAGGAGAAAACAGAACUGGGGGCAGGGUUGUUAAGCACCUAAUGGUUUCUCUGAGACUCAAAACUUUUAAGAAUUUCCAAAGAUCGUCAAGACAAUGAUGUACGUUCUUGCGUGAUGAAGGGCAGGGAACCUGAAUACCCUCUGCUCUCCUGAUUUGUGCCUUAUCUUAAAGGAGCAUCUUCCAUAGAACUUCCUGACCUCUUCUGUCUUUAGGGACAGAGACUAAGCUGGCUCCUUUUUCUCACCUUUCUGUCUUUGGAAUACAUGAAGAUUGUCUCUUCUAUGAAUCAUGUUGACACAAUAAGUUUUUUUUU
Molecule: messenger RNA, 1102 nt
Organism: Trichechus manatus latirostris (Florida manatee)
Lineage: Eukaryota; Metazoa; Chordata; Mammalia; Sirenia; Trichechidae
Gene: SLC31A2
Product: solute carrier family 31 member 2
Exons: 4
Coding region: 95-526 (143 amino acids)
Biological process (GO): copper ion transmembrane transport
Cellular component (GO): plasma membrane
Molecular function (GO): copper ion transmembrane transporter activity
Source: RefSeq, a predicted model, not a curated record